AUGGAAGUUAUUUGCGGAAACCCUAGUUUUUCGCCGGAGAAACGAUGCUCGACUGUGACUGAGCUCACAAACACAAAGAACGAGGCGAAACAGAGCAUAAUCCGAGCCAUAUUUGAGGACAACAAGGCCGAGCUCGUCACGUACGCGAACCGGCUCUUCAAAACCGGCUCGGAUCCACUAGACCGACGAGUAGUGUCUAAGCUCCUCCACCUCUGCUGCGCCUCGGACUCCGCCGACUCCGCCGCCGCAUUGCUCAACGGAGAGCUCGGAACUCUGCCGCUUGUCAACGAGUUCGACGACGAGACAGGCCGCUCGCCGCUCCACACGGCGGCCGAGUCUCACUCGAAACGCUGCGUUGAGUUGCUCCUCAAGAAACGCGGUCGUACGGACCUGAAAACCAAGGACGGUCGCUCUCUGAUCCCUCUGGAGCUGUCCUUUUUUAGCAGAAGAUUGGAACUGAUUUGGAAUCCUGAUGAUUUCUCCGUUGAAGAAUUGUUGGUUCUUCUCAGCGAAAAGGAUUUGACGGCGGUGAAACUGUUGAGCGAGAAAACGAAGGAAGCAGCUGAGGUGGCGUACGCUAACGCCGUUAACGGCCGCAUAGUUCCGUUAGCCGCGCUUCUCGUUGUUGCGGCGAGUAAGAUUAACGAUGCGGUUGUGGAGGUGAGUUGUAAUAAUAGUAAGGAGAAAGCCACCGUGUACGAGGGCGUGGUAAGGAAGGCGUUGUCGUUGGGACCCGAAACGGCGUCAUUAGGAGGAGCUGAGGUGGUAGAGGGGGAUGGUGACGUGGCGGCGGAGAGAAGGAAGCUCUUGCUCCGAGAGAUUGAGUUGUUGCAGCUGUUCGGAGCCGUUGCUUGCAGUAGUAGUGGGAGUUGUACGGAUAAGAAGGUGACGUCACUACUGAUCCGUGCAGCGCAGGCUGGUGAUGUCGCGGUCAUUGAGUUGCUUCUUAAGACAAACAUUGAUGUGAACGAGACCGACGCUGAAGGAAACUCCGCACUUCAUUGGUCCCUCAACCUCAAGAAUUUCACUCACCAGACAAUAAUUGUAUGGCUACUGCUGGACAACGGCGCCAAAGUCAGCCAAAGGAAUAAGUUGGGGUUGACUGCUCUUCAUAUUGCUGCCGCCAAUGGCAAUGUAGAUGCACUCCAGGUCUUUCUAUUGGAAGACCCAGAUGCUAUCAACUAUAGAACAGAAAUGAAAGAAACCCCACUGUUUUUUGCAGUGAAGAAUGACCAUAUGAAAUGUGCUGAGGCUCUUUUACGAUGGGGAGCAAGUAAUGAAGUCCUCAACUUGCGUAGCUGCUCUAGCACAAAGGCUGAGAUCUGUAAAUACUUUGCAUCUCCUCGUGGAUGUGUCAGAGGAGAUAAGUGUUUUUAUGCACAUAGUGAGAAGGAACUUCGGCAAAAGAAGCAGGGAACACAUUCUCCUACUACCACCAAGGACCUCAGAAGGAAAAUCUUUGUUGGAGGUCUCCCUCCUACGUUGGACUCUGACUUGUUGCGUAAAUUUUUUGAAGAGCAAUUUGGUGCAGUAGAAGAUGCUAUAGUUCUUGGUAUGCAAGUAGGAAAUGAAUUGAAAUCUCGAGGAUUUGGAUUUGUCACGUUUAAAGAAGAAAAAACUGUUUCAGCAGUUGUUGAAACACACUUUGUCAGCAUUAUGGGCAAGCAAGUUGAGAUGAAAUCUGUACUUCCAAAAUGUCUUUUACUCAUUGAGAACCAGAAACUGUCACCAGGACAACAUGACAAAGAACAGAAUCGCGAUAAUCAACCUCAACCAGAGACACCCAAUGAGAAGAUUAUAGAAGAGGCUAAACCUGAACAAAUGUCUUGGGCUGAUAGAUUACUCCAUGGUCAACCAAAGACAUGUUCCAAUGAGCUUCAAGUUCAAGGCCACAUUAGCCCCAGCCGUGUAGAUCAAAGCAUGCCUGCGUGGUUCAAGAAUUUCAAGAAGUGGCUACCUUUCCACUUGAAAGAACAAUCAAAAUUGAGGGAAGGAGAAUAUGCUCUCUCAUCUCUCAAAGGGGAUUUCAGAGCAAAAUUCGGCCUGGAAUUGGAUCAUGCCUCUCUUGGCUACCCUAAACUUAGUGACUUCAUGAGAUCUUUCCCUGAUAUUUGUCACAUGAAAGUGGGCCCCAUAGGAAAAUGUGGAACUGCCACUCACUUGGUCCUCAAACCUAACCUUCCUAAGCCUCAUGACAAAAUGAAGCACACACUCACAAUGCCAUACACACCCUCUGAUCCUACAUCAAUUAAUGAGAGUGUUGAUUCUGAAAAAUUUAAAUGUUGUCAGGACCUUCUUUCUGGCUCUUGUGAAAAGGCUAUCUUUGCUGAUAGCAACAUUAUGGAGAACCUAGCCCAUGAGUACCCUGAAGUGAAUUCAGAUCGGAAUAAUAAAAUGCCUGGUGUGCCAAUGAGGCUUAUUUCCUUCUUGAAGCCAGACCAUCUCUUCCAUGGUCGACCAUGGCUACGAAAUGGAAGCAACAUGAUUGGAGACAUUUAUGGUGAAAGAGGAGGGUGUGUAGAGGGAAUUAAACAGAACAAUUUUAGGCAUCAACAAAGACAUUUGGUUUUGGAUGCCCUUCUUAGAAAAAGGAACAACAAAUCAGUUUUUUUUCUUCGUGACCCUGGCUUCUACACAGAUUAUAUAAAAAGCCUCAACCGGGAAAUGUGCUUUGCGUGCAACCAGCGUAAGAUGCUUUGGGCAAACUUUCCAUGCCAACACUUGCUGUGGUGCAGUGAUUGUAGACUACAGGCCAUACAGGUGGCUGGAGCUUCCGAUCAGAGAUGUGUGUUGUGUGAUUUGAAAGUAGAGAAAAUCGAUAUGCUCCCAUGGCAUGACAUUUGUCAGGCUGUGCGUGUGGAUCUUCCUAAUGUGAAGGAGUUUCCACCUUUUGAUCCUAAUCAUAUAAAAAGUCCAUCCAAGAAGAAAUCUCCAUGGAUUGGCAACUGAUGAACUUGUUGCUGUCAGAGUCUCUGCAAAGCAGAAAAUAAUUGCAGUCAGAGAACUUCAUAUGGUAAACGUACAUGAGUGUUUUUGAUGUAAGAAAUACAAGCAGAAAAUUAAAAAA
Quercus robur (English oak) is the source of this 3067-nucleotide messenger RNA. RefSeq lists its product as uncharacterized. Bases 1 to 2949 code for a protein of 982 amino acids. Gene Ontology annotation, biological process: protein targeting to chloroplast. The record is from RefSeq and is a predicted model, not a curated record. Gene Ontology annotation, molecular function: metal ion binding; RNA binding; chloroplast targeting sequence receptor activity. The transcript has 10 exons. Lineage: Eukaryota; Viridiplantae; Streptophyta; Magnoliopsida; Fagales; Fagaceae. Gene Ontology annotation, cellular component: chloroplast outer membrane.